Esox lucius (northern pike) is the source of this 2573-nucleotide messenger RNA. RefSeq names its product protein phosphatase 2, regulatory subunit B, beta b (gene ppp2r2bb). The record is from RefSeq and is a predicted model, not a curated record. Gene Ontology annotation, biological process: peptidyl-serine dephosphorylation. Bases 1177 to 2448 code for a protein of 423 amino acids. NCBI's taxonomy places the organism in Eukaryota, Metazoa, Chordata, Actinopteri, Esociformes, Esocidae. The transcript is spliced from 10 exons. Gene Ontology annotation, molecular function: protein binding; protein phosphatase regulator activity. Gene Ontology annotation, cellular component: cytosol; protein phosphatase type 2A complex.
GCUUGGCAGACAAGGAGACUGACAGACGUCCACCGCGUUCAUUGCCUUCCCCAACCAGGGAAAAUGUAAUUGGAAAUGCCCGAACAGACACACACACACUUAAAUUAUGAACACUGUUGAAAUAUGUGAUAUUCCCAUGAUUUGAAGGGUACUUGUGCGCGCACACACACACACACACACACACAUUCUAUGAUGCUGACGCAGGUCGACUGAGCCAAGCUGCCGGGGAGGAGCCAGUAACGCAAUGCGCGAAUGGAGCAGUGGCUACAGCAGGCAGCAGUGGAGCGCACCGGGUGAGGUUAGCGGCAGAGCGACACGUCGAGGCGAAACGGGUGAAUCAAGACGACAAGAGGAAACUGACCCGGCUAUGCAAGCGGACUGAGGCCAAGUAACCUGUCCAGUGACACACUGCUCUGCCUGCGCUUAUUUUCUGGACUGUUUUAUUGCCCUGCUGGCAAUGGAGAGGAAAAUGCGCAGCUGUUCUCUUGCUGUCGGUUUUAUAGUUUCCUUUCUCACACUUUAAUUCGAGCCACUUUGUGCCUGACAACCUGCAUCGCUUUUUUUCUCCUAUGACAUUGAAUCGAACGGUCGGGUUAUUCAUUCAGGAAGAAAUUGUGAGGUUACUGUGAAUCAUGACGACCAGCGCACCGCUCGUGUCGACCGUGUGCUGAAGCGAUGUUUCAGGACCAUGGAUACUUGUUUCUCUGUUUCUGGCAUAAAAAAUAAAGGCGUCACAAAUGGAUGAAGAAAUUGACACCCGAAAAAUCAACAACAGCUUCCUCCGGGACCACAACUAUGCAACUGAAGCGGUACCCCUUUUCCUCCCCAUCUCAUGCCCUGCAGCGUUUUCACAGAGCCUAUCCUAUUAUUGACCUCUGUACAGAACCCCCCCCUCCCCACAUACAUGCACCCUGCCCCCACAUUCUGAGUCUGCAUUGUUGUGUGUAGGACACCUGUCUUUCUUCCUGCUUGCCUGUCUGCCUCUGCGUCCGCUUGCCUGUCUGUCUCUCUGUGCAGGCCCACCACAUCUAUCUGUCUCUCUGACUGGCGGAAUGCUAGUAAAUUGGGACCCGUCUGGCCGCUGCCGGCUUCAGGUGGUUACGGUUUCACACGGGAGAGGUUUAGCUACCAGGCCCACACCCACCUUAGUGACCAAGACAACGCCUGACUGAACUCAUGGCAGAAGCUGACAUCAUAUCAACGGUUGAGUUCAACCCAACAGGAGAGCUGCUGGCGACGGGGGACAAGGGAGGGAGAGUGGUGGUGUUCCAGAGAGAGCAAGAGAGUAAGAACCAGCCCCACCGGAGAGGAGAGUAUAAUGUCUACAGCACCUUCCAGAGCCAUGAGCCCGAGUUUGACUAUCUGAAGAGCCUGGAGAUCGAGGAGAAGAUCAACAAGAUCCGCUGGCUGCCUCAACAGAACGCCGCCUACUUCCUUCUCUCCACCAAUGAUAAAACAGUGAAGCUUUGGAAGAUCAGUGAACGGGACAAGAGACCGGAGGGUUACAACUUGAAGGACGAGGAUGGAAGGAUCCGAGACCCCAGUACCAUCACAGCCCUGCGGGUGCCCGUGCUGCAGCCCAUGGACCUGAUGGUGGAGGCGACGCCCAGGCGUGUGUUCUCCAACGCCCACACCUACCACAUCAACUCCAUCUCCGUGAACAGCGACUACGAGACGUACAUGUCCACAGACGACCUGAGAAUUAACCUGUGGAACCUGGAGAUCACCAACCGAAGCUUCAACAUCGUGGACAUCAAGCCGGCCAACAUGGAGGAGCUGACGGAGGUGAUCACAGCGGCCGAGUUCCACCCGCACCAGUGCAACACCUUUGUCUACAGCAGCAGCAAGGGCACCAUGCGCCUGUGUGACAUGCGGGCGUCGGCACUGUGUGACAACCACUCCAAAUUCUUCGAGGAGCCGGAGGAUCCCAGUAACCGCUCGUUCUUCUCCGAGAUCAUCUCGUCCAUCUCAGACGUCAAGUUCAGCCACAGUGGGCGCUACCUGAUGACACGGGACUACCUCACCGUCAAGGUGUGGGACCUGAACAUGGAGAGCAAACCUCUGGAGACCUAUCAGGUACAUGACUACCUGAGAAGUAAGCUGUGUUCCUUGUAUGAGAACGACUGCAUCUUCGACAAGUUUGAAUGUGUCUGGAACGGUUCGGACAGCGUUAUCAUGACCGGCUCCUACAACAACUUCUUCCGCAUGUUCGACCGCAACACCAAGCGCGACGUGACCCUGGAGGCGUCGCGGGAGAACAGCAAGCCCCGCGCCGUCCUCAAGCCCCGGAAGGUGUGCGUGGGGGGCAAGAGACGCAAAGAUGAGAUCAGCGUGGACAGCCUGGACUUCAGCAAGAAGAUCCUGCACACCGCCUGGCACCCGUCCGAGAACAUCAUCGCCGUGGCCGCCACCAACAACCUCUACAUAUUCCAGGACAAGGUCAACUAAAGGUCGGCCGGACGGAGAGUGGAGCAGCGGAGUCCGGCACCCUACCUGGCCGACCAAGCUCACCUGGGGCCUAGGACAGGGCUGUGAGGCUGGGAAUCUCCAGCCACACUGCAACUUGUAAAGAG